UGGAGCUGCAGCCCCAGGCUCAGAGCACAGCGGCGUCGGGGGUUACAGGAGCAGGUUUCCCUGCACAAGGAACCCUCACCGACCCAGUGACCAGGGGUCUGUGGCACUGAUGUCCUCGCUGGCUGCCCCACAGAUGGCUUCGGCAGCACGAGUACGUGGAGAAGCUCAACAUGCACGGCAUCCUGAGCGCCUCAGCGGGCCAGGAGCAGCUCCUUACCGAGCUGCUGGUCACCCAUGCCAAGAUUCCUGUUCUCAUUGGGGAGCUGAUCUCUGUGGAGAUCUGGAAGCACAAGAUCUUUCCCGUGCUGUGCCGGCUGCAGGACUUCAAGCCGAGGAGCACCUUCCCCAUCUAUGUGGUGCUGCACCAUGAAGCCUCCAUCAUCAACCUCCUGGAAACAGUGUUCUUUUACAAGGAGAUCUGCGAGUCAGCAGAGGACAGCAUUCUGGAUUUGAUUGAUUAUUGCCAUCGCAAGCUGACCCUGCUGGCAGCUCGGAGCACCAAGGCACAAGCAGUGACCUCAGCAGAGCUUCGUGCUGAGCAUCUGGCCAGCCCCUCAUCCAUGCAGGAGCUGCAGAAGCAGGCAGAGAUGAUGGAGUUUGAGAUCUCCCUGAAGGCCCUGUCCGUGCUGCGGUUCAUCACUGACCAGGUGGACAGUCUGCCCCUGAGUGCACUGACACGGAUGCUGAACACCCACAACCUGCCCUGCCUCCUUGUCGAGCUAGUGGAGCAUUGUCCCUGGAGCUGUUGGGAAGCAGGCAAACUCAAGAAGUUUGAGAAUGGCACAUGGCACGUGGUGCCCCCUGAGGACCAGGUGAAGAUGACCAAACUGGACGGGCAGGUGUGGCUUGCCCUCCUCAACCUCCUGCUCAGUCCCGAGUGCCAGCACAAAUACCGCUUCGAUGGCUUCAACAAGAGCCAGCUCCUCAAGCUCCGUGCGUUCCUGACAGAUGUCCUCAUUGACCAGCUGCCCAACCUGGUGGAGAUGCAGAGAUUUCUGAGUUACCUUGCAGUGACAGAGCCUGCUCCCCCCAAAAAGGAUCUCAUCCUGGAGCAGGUUCCUGUCAUCCGGGACCAUAUCCUCAAGAAAAACUCAGGGAAGUGGGAGGCCAUUGCCAAGCACCAGGUGAAGCAUGCCUUCAGCCUCACUGAGGAGGAGCUGAAGCUCCAGGCACGUAGGUGGGCACAGACCUACAGCCUGGACAUGAUGGAGGCUCUGGCCCCUGACAAGCCCCGCUGCAGGGUGUGUGGUGUAGAAGCAGCCAAGCGCUGCUCUCGCUGCCGGAACGAAUGGUACUGCACACGGACUGGGGCUGCAUCCACCCCCUCUUGGUCUAAUGCUGGGCUGUAUCAGGUCUCUCCCAGAUCCCAGAGGAGUGUGGUGCUCCCACAAGCACUACAAGGGGAAUUUGUCCUUCUUGCUGCGUUGCCCUAGGGAUAGAUGUGGCUCCACUGCCCCUGACAGCAG
Sturnus vulgaris (Common starling) is the source of this 1466-nucleotide messenger RNA. The record is from RefSeq and is a predicted model, not a curated record. Lineage: Eukaryota; Metazoa; Chordata; Aves; Passeriformes; Sturnidae.